AUGGGUCCUGGUGUUUCGUCCAGGGAUCUCGAGGCUUGCCGGAUGUCUAACGAGGCUCCGGCGGACGAUGAGGUUGCAGCCCGAGUCAGGGCGGUCGUUGCUGGCGACUUCCAGCCAAAGCAUGUCGACGGCUUCCCUAUGAGGCCUGACAAGGGAUCGAUCGACCUGGGUUCAAUCGAUGUUCGAUGUUCGAAGCCUCCGGUAAAGGGGGACGAGGUCGACCGUGACAAGCGGCGAGAGUCCGCGGAAAAGCAGAGGUCCGCAAUGGACUUAAAAAAGAAGAAGGAGAAGAAGAAGAAUCUCAAGCGCCAAGCGCUAGAGACACGCCGAGUGAAGUCUAGACAGAGGGGGGAGCCUGAGGAAGAGUCCCCCGAUGAAUACGACGGCGGCGAUGGCGACGACAACAAUGACGACUCCGAGGGGAUGGCAUCCCGUCUUGACAGGAUCCUCGAGCGUCCGCCUCAGACCGACGUCGACGCCUCGCGGACGGGAGCCCCAAAGGGGGGGCCAAGCGGGUCUCGCGACAGUCAACAGAGGGAGUCAUCCCCACGCCGCUCCCGCGCCGAUACUCCCCUAGAGCCUACGCCAAGCCGGGCUGUCCCUCACCCCCAAUCUCCUCCCGCGUCUAAGGCGGGCCACCGGGUUAAGUCCCUGGCGACGGGGCCGCUGACUCGUGGUCGCGCCGUGGCCUCGAGUAAGGGGGAAACGGAUCGCGGGAGCACCAAUCCAGGCGCUGGCCAGGCGGGAGACGCUGAGCCGAGACUGGCGCCCGCUCGCGAGGGGCCCGGAGCUUCGACGCGGGGUGGCUCGAGGCCCGCCGGUCGGGGGACCAGUAGGCGGGUCGCUCUUCCUGUGGGGUAA
Sorghum bicolor (sorghum) is the source of this 861-nucleotide messenger RNA. RefSeq names its product translation initiation factor IF-2-like. The coding region runs from base 1 to 861 and encodes 286 amino acids. Lineage: Eukaryota; Viridiplantae; Streptophyta; Magnoliopsida; Poales; Poaceae. The record is from RefSeq and is a predicted model, not a curated record. The transcript is spliced from 2 exons.